AACAUGGAUGAUCCAGAAUUAGAAGCAAUCAGAAGGGCACGUAUGGCAGAAUUGCAAUCUCGCGGUGGUGCAGGUAGUCCUUCAGGUGGAUAUGGUGGCGCCAGUGCAGGUGGUGGUAUUCCCGGUGGUAAUGCAGGCAGAGGUGGAUCUGGAAAAGAACAAGAAGAUGCAGAAGCACAAGAUGAAAUGAAGAGACAGGCUUUAAGUACAAUCUUGGAUCCUGAAGCAAGGGAAAGAUUAUCCCGGAUAUCUUUGGUCAAGCCAAGCAAAGCAAGAGCUAUUCAAGACCUUUUGAUCAGAAUGGCCCAAUCAGGUCAAGUACGUCAGAAAGUAACCGAACAACAAUUAAUCGGAUUGUUAGAUCAAGUCGAAGGACAAGGACAAGGUGGUAGUGGUGCAUCCUCGGGAGGAGCUGGGAAGAUCACUUACACACGUAAGAAGACCUUGGACGACGACGAUGAUGAUUUCGAUCUAUGAGAUUGUGAUUUCUGCUAUGAUCAUCAUUGACUUUGCGUUCAUCUUCGACAAAAUCUUGUACCAAUACCUCUACAGAUGCGAGUUUUUAUGAUUCCUUUUGACAAGCCUUCAUUGCCAUUACAGUAUGCAGAAACG
Messenger RNA from Meira miltonrushii, 612 nucleotides. Its product is annotated as DNA-binding TFAR19-related protein. The record is from RefSeq and is a predicted model, not a curated record. The transcript is spliced from 3 exons. Gene Ontology annotation, molecular function: DNA binding. Lineage: Eukaryota; Fungi; Basidiomycota; Exobasidiomycetes; Exobasidiales; Brachybasidiaceae. Bases 4 to 477 code for a protein of 157 amino acids. Gene Ontology annotation, cellular component: cytosol; nucleus.